AUGCACUGCUUCCAGAGUUAUCACCCGGCAGGUUGUCCACUACCUCGUCCCCGGGACAUCAAGGACGAGAACAUCCUCCUCAACCCCAUCACCCUCCAGACCAAGCUGAUAGACUUUGGUAAACUGUCCAAUGUGUACCUCCCUCCGGAGUACUACAGAGAGAAGAAAUACUCCGCUUUCCCUGCUGCCGUCUGGACUAUCUGCUGUUUGGUCCACUGCCUCAUCGCUGGAGACUGUCCUUUUAACGAUAAGACGGAGAUCAGAGACUAUGUUAGAUUACAGUGGCUGGAUGAUGGAGACGAUCUGGCUAAGGAGGUUAUUAACCAGUGCAUACAGAGUGAUGCAGACCAGAGGCUUAAUGUUGUUAGUUUUGUUGAAACAUCGGUGGUUUAA
Molecule: messenger RNA, 393 nt
Organism: Bolinopsis microptera
Lineage: Eukaryota; Metazoa; Ctenophora; Tentaculata; Lobata; Bolinopsidae
Product: serine/threonine-protein kinase pim-2-like
Exons: 2
Coding region: 1-393 (130 amino acids)
Biological process (GO): protein autophosphorylation
Cellular component (GO): cytoplasm
Molecular function (GO): protein serine/threonine kinase activity; ATP binding
Source: RefSeq, a predicted model, not a curated record